Pocillopora verrucosa is the source of this 7007-nucleotide messenger RNA. RefSeq names its product polycystin-1-like protein 2. Gene Ontology annotation, cellular component: membrane. Gene Ontology annotation, biological process: detection of mechanical stimulus. NCBI's taxonomy places the organism in Eukaryota, Metazoa, Cnidaria, Anthozoa, Scleractinia, Pocilloporidae. Gene Ontology annotation, molecular function: calcium channel activity; protein binding. The record is from RefSeq and is a predicted model, not a curated record.
AUGGACGGCGACACUGUCAGGCUUAACGUAGUUAGCUUCCCAGUAAAGACGUCUCAAGUUCAUAUCUACCCCUUUGAAUUGCAUAAGAAUAUUGCUUUACGUCUUGAGCUCUACGGGUGUGAUCCAGGGUAUCACUUUAAAGUCUGGCUAAAAGUACUUGACACAAGCUUUAAGCUCUCCUUCCUGAAUCGUACAAACGAGGAAACAAGAGAAAAAGAGGAACGUGUGCUAUCUAAGGUUAAAAGUUACCUUCAGAAUAUACCAGGAUUCUUGGAAACAAAACUUCACAAGUUCAGUCCACCUCUCUUCAUCAAUGACUUACAAGUUACACAAGAAAGCAUCGUCGCUGAGAUCGAAAUCUACUGCAUAGAAUCGGCCACUACAGUGAUUAAGAAUGAAAUAAAGAGGGCUUUAGCCAAUCAAAGCGCUGACUCUAUUUUUGACCAAAACAUUCUACUUUAUCCAAGUACUGACGAGUGUCAACCACCGAGCUUCAACAUCUCCAUAAGAACAGACCCAAGUCACCCGCAGCUUGUUCCGGUCGACACUACAAAUAACAUGGACAUGUUGACUGUGAAAGCAAAGCUAAACCCAGCAUGCCCUUCUACCCAGAGGAUCAGGUAUACUUGGGAGAUUGCAGCCGUUGAUGUGAAAACAGGACUGUUUAGUAUGAUCUACACGCGGGGGAAACCACAAUAUGGAAUCAACGAGAUUGUUUUAAGGACAAAUUACAUCCAGCCGGAGGGCAAAUGGCUAACUUUCAUUCGAUGCAUCGUUAGGAAUGCUGACAAAAGAGGUGUAUAUCGUCUAAAGUACGAUUUUGGUUUCAUUAAACUCGUAAAGAUGAUGCCAUUGAAAUGUAGCGUGAAACCAAACCAAGGAAAGGCCGCUUUAGAUGAGUUUGAAAUUAGCUGCAACGGUUCAUAUGAGCGGAUCAGAGCCAGCAACUACACCGUCAAACUAGAAUCAAGCAACAAGGAAUUUAUUCUGGCCACCUGGAGAUCGCCUAUAGGAUCAAUAACACUACCAGCUGGAAAUCCAGAGGAAAAUUAUUAUCUUCACUUACGGGUGGAGGCUACGUUUCCUUCAUUGCCUUCACUCUUGGACAAUGUUCAAGUUAAGGUAAAUAAGCCCGAACCUCACGAAAUUCUUCAUGCUGUAAGAAAGAUUAAAGAUCUCAUCUCGGCCAGGAAAUACGAAGAAGCUGCUUACAAAAUAUGGAUCCUUCAACUAUCAUUAAAGGAUACAAGUAUCAGUAUAAGGAGAAAGGUUAAAAAGGAGCUUAUACAAAUCAUAACCGACAUGAAGAUAAUAAGUCUUCAGCAACUCAAGCGAGUGGCAGCCUUUGUAGCGUUUUGCAACAAAAUGAAAAAAGACGCUACGCCGCAGAUUCAGAACAGUUCUAUCCAAAUUCUUACAAAGGCCAUACAUUUCUUGAAGAGCCAGAUGGACAAAAACUUGAGUCGUAUUACGGAUGUCAUUGUGGAGGGAGCUACAUUCAUUCUUACAGCAGCGUCAGAAAAACCACCACUUGAAAACAGAACUGAAGACUCAGGAACGGAGAUUACCGAAAAAGCAAUAACGCUUUUACAGCAAAUAGCAGUCAUAAGAGGAAAUUCUGCAACUGAUACAGAUCAAGUCAAACUUCGCUCCAAGGGCAUUUCCAUUCUACGAGCAAAACUAAAGAAGAGCAGAAGGGUCUUGUACCUAGAAAGAAAUGAAGUUCACUUGCCAGCGGAACUACUACAACGGAGUGGUACAGUACAGUUCAUCAGGUUUGAUAAAAAUCCCUAUAUGGGGAAUCCAGAAGUCGUUCCAGUGAACGUAUCAUACAUUGAUAUUACGUUUUGGUAUAAAAAUGAGACCAAGAUGAGGAUUUACAAUCUUAGCCAUCCAAUCAGGAUUGUGUUUCCCAGAGAGCCAGUGACUUCGAUGGAAACGGAAGAACCAGCUGAGAGUCUAUUUCUUACAAAGAAAACAAUGCGUUAUCACGAGUUUGAUAUACCCUCUCAUGAAGCCGCAGUUAUUGUGAGUAUACGACCGGAAAAGAACAUUACAUUGAUUGUUUAUGUCAAGCACGGCACACGACCAACACCUGAAAACUACGACAUAACUGUUACCUUGCCGAGGGCCAACCAUACUUGUUUGAGUUUUAUAAGUGAGGAGAAAGAUAGCUGCACCCUUCGUGACCCAUACGAAUUUGAUAUUUCACCAAACGUCACAGGACAAAAUGGAACUCAUUUCAUCGGCAUUAAGAUUCUAGAACAAUCACCAGAUGCUUUAAAUACAUCAGUGGGAAAAAAAGGGGAUCAUGGUAAAGAUGCCAAGUCCUUGGAUCAGAUGUCUUGUGUAAAUGUUAAGCCACCACCGACUGCAAAAAGCAGUGUACCUCGAGAAUUCGACCCUGCAGAGGAUUUCAGAUACAACCUAACUGUUAGAGUGGCAAGCUGCGUCUUCUGGGAUGAACUUAUGAAACAAUGGUCUGUCUAUGGAGUGAGGGUCGAUCCUGAAAGCAACGAACAUAGAGUUGCAUGCCUAACCAAUCAUCUAACGAUGUUCUCUGGCUAUCUGUAUGUAGCUCCAAACAAAAUUGAUUUUAAAAAGAUUAGUCCAGACUUUGAGGAUCUGCCACCAGAAAACGCAGUGGUGUUGUCUACAGUUUGCCUCAUCUUUGUGUGUUAUGCUGUGGGGCUGAUGUUUGCCAGAAGGGCUGACAAUAGAGACAAAAGAAAGGUUGUAAACACUGAGGCGACGUCGCAUAGCCCCGGAGACUCCUCUAGUUACAGCUACCAGGUCUUCAUCCAGACUGGAAUGUGGUACGACAAUGGCACAACUGCAAGAGUCGGUAUGAUACUUUUCGGCGAGGACGGAAACAGUGACAUAAUAUACUUUAUGGAUCCUUGGAGAGAAAGCAAACUUUUCACACGUGGUAGCGUGAAUACGUUUACCUUUAACCUUCCAUGUCAUUUAGGGCAGGUGUACAAGAUAAAAAUUUGGCACAACAAUGCUGGCAAAAGUCCUUCAUGGUUUUUGUAUCAGGUCGGUGUAAAAGACCUUUCCACCAAGGAGACGUGGCAUUUCAUUGCAAAUAGGUGGCUUGCUGUAGAGAGCCCUGACGGUGCAAUAGACGUCGAGGUAUCAGCUGCUUCGCGAAAAGAAUUAACGAAAUUUAAAAGACUGUUUCAGUGGCGGGCUAUAACAAGCCUUGCAGACAAGCAUUUAUUUCUUUCGCUCUUUGUCAGGCCUCCGCAGAACCCCUUCACACGUUGCCAAAGGCUGACAUGUAUGCUGUCAAUUAUUCUAGUGUCAUUAGUAACAACUGCAAUGUUCUACAGGGACAAUAAAAACGAAAAAGAUCCAAAUUCCUUCCAACUUGGGCCACUUGAGCUAAGCUUGACGCAAAUUAUCAUCGGUGUGCAGAGCGGUCUCAUUGCCCUGCCUGUUAACAUCCUCACAGUGAUGAUAUUCAGAAACACAAGGAGAAAUGUGUCGAUAGACUUCCCAAACGAAUCUGAAAAGGAGGGUACCUCUUCUAUACAGACACCAGGUUUUUUUCCGCCGUACUUCAUCGUUGUUGGGUGGGUGAUUUGCUUGACAACUUCAGUUACGUCAGGAACCUUUGCGAUACUCUACAGCGUGCAAUGGGGAGCGGAAAAAGCAAAUCGCUGGCUGCUUUCCGUUGGAGUAUCAAUACUCCAGGAUAUAUUACUGAAUGGACCAAUUAUCAUCAUAGUAAACACAUCUAUCAUGGCUUUAGUAAACAGGAAACCAACUGAGGAUAACGAAAUAGAAAAGAAGACCCAACAAGCAAACCUAGUGCACGUUGUUCAAGAAGAUGAACUUGUAGCAAGUCACAAGCCGCCAGAGGAAGAACUACAAAGAGCUCGAAGCUUAAAACUUCAACUGAAAAAGCUACGGCGCUUCUUUAAAGACCUGGUGAUCUACGUUGUCUACGUCGUCCUGCUAAUGAUUGUGUGCUAUGCAGACCGUAAGCCGUCAAGUUACUUACAGACAAAAACGUUAAAGAACACGUUCAGUGCAUUCUACCAGGUUCAGGAUGCAAAAUCUUUUUGGAACUGGUUUGAAGAAGAACUAGUUCCUGGCCUUUACGACAGUGAAAAGACUCUCAAUGGUAGUGAGACCGGGAUGAUAAGUGGCAAGAUUGGCUUUAUUGUGGGCCUCCCAAAGAUACGACAGAUACGUAUUAAGUCAGAACCCACAUGCAGUGUGUUUCAUGUUCGACCAGUUUUACGCAAGUACUUCGAUAAGCACUGCACCUCAGAUUUUUCCAAUUCAAACAAAGACACCACGCCGUAUUAUAGACCCGGAUGGAAGACAUGGCCAAUUUCAAACAUUUCUAUAAAUUCACAGCAACUUAACAAAUUAUGCCCAGAACCGUGGAGAUAUAAAGAGCCCAUGGGACUUGGAGACGUUUUCCUACCUUACGGUGGCGGGGGUUACAUAGCAAAGCUUGGAUACGAUGCAACUACAGCACUUAUGGUCAAAGAGAGCAUGGAAGAGAAUAAUUGGAUAGAUGACAGGUCAGCUGCGGUUAUUGUCGAGUUCAUAGUAUUUGAACCCGCAAAUCUUUUACUCACCGAAGUUAUGCUCCUCUUCGAGAAGUUCGCAAACAGUAGAAGAAGUACAAGAAUUGACAUAAUUCCUCAAUAUAUUUUCCCUUCCACUGGCUCCUCUCUGCGCCCAUUCUAUCGCGUGAGCAUUCUUUUAUGGCUUAUUUUAAUCCUAGCUUUAUUUUUUCUCGAAAUCAUCAAGGCAACAAAGCAAGGGCGAGGGUACUUUAAAGGCUUCUUCAACUGGAUUUCCAUCUUGCAGAUUCUUUCAUCUUGUUGCGCGGGUUUGACUGUUUUUCUGAAAGAGAACACCUUAAAAGCUUUCCUUCAACAAAUACGUGGCAAUCCCUUUGGGGAUUGGAGCCCUUUCGAGCUCAUCAUAUGGUCAAGGUUUGAAGAAAUUAUUUUGUCUAUUGCUGUUGUGACGACAACCAUCCAGUCUCUAAGACUCAUACAGCUUAAUCGGCACGUCCAUGUCAUGAAAUGGACCCUCCAAAGCGCCUGCCGGUAUAUUCUGUCCUUCAGCGUAAUUAUCUUGAUGCUUGCUCUCGCCUUCGCACAGUUUGGAUCACUUCUGUUUGGAGCUAGGGAUGAAGAAUACGCGACACUCUAUUUUGCGCUGCGUACAGUACUCCAAAUGGCCAUCGGGAUAGGAAAAAUACAAGUUAAUAAGAUGAAUGGUGAUUCAAGCGAAUGGUUUGCCCCCAUUUACUUGUUUGCUUGUAUGCUAAGUUUAACAAUUGUUUUCGUUAACACCUUUAUUGCAAUAUUGGAUGAUGCGUUUCAUCAGGCCAAUGACAGAGAGUACCCAGGGGAAGGAGCGAUUGUGGUUAUGAAAAAAUGCGUAAAAGACUGGUUCAAGAAAACUGGUAAUGUCGAAACUGCCGGAGGAGUAUUCAGAGAAUCUCCGUUUCGAAAGACUAUCCGAAGAAAGUCAAAUCAACCUUUAUUAAGGAAGGAAACUCCUGCAGAAACUAACAGGCUUUUGAACUUUGAGGGAAAUCUUCGCAGUGAAUCUCCAGUGCAGCUCACAGGAUUUAGAUGUCUGGACGACAUUGAAAAUGAUCAAUACAAAAACAGAGCAAAGCUCGCCGAAAGUGAAAGUCUUUUGAGCUACGAAAGUCUUACCGAGGAGACUGACAAAUUGGCAGGCCAUCAGAUCCUUUCUCAAUCGGGUUUCACUGAAUUUAAAACAGAAAGCAACGUGACAGAGGUGAAGGACCCUAUUGUUGAUGAUGAAUACAAUUAUUUAAUUGACGCAAUUGGUGACGUUUAUUGCGAUACUCCAUCAACCGAAGAGGAACUGCUUCUGUCUGAUAUCACAAGAAUCAUGAAAACCGUACGGUCCGAUUUCAUGGCGGCAGUCCGAAAAGAUGAAGACUGUUAUUCUGCCUCUUCCUCUUCUCUAUCAUAUGACGUUAGCUAUGAGGAACUGAAUGAGUCAGCAUCUAUGCUGUCUUUGAUUCAAGCAUGUAAGGACUCUUCGAACAGUAGUGCUUGGAGUUAUGUCCGUGGCAUGCUCAGGAGCCAAGGUAAACGUCUCCACCGAACCCUCAGGCGCCAAUCCAAGACUUACAGUGAAGAGGAGAGGGAGAGCUACAUAUGAGUGGUAGCCGAAAGCAGAAAGACUGCUAGUGAAAAACAUUAUGUGUGGCGAAAGAGGUAAAUGCCUGAUAUAUGUAUAAAAAAAAUUAAAAAAAAAAAAAACAUGAACGCGAAAAGUGGAAAUACACAGAGCAAAGACAAACAAUGAAGACGGCAAAUGAAACUUACCGAUGCAACAGCGCGGGAGCGAAACCGACAGAGUAAUGCGGCGAAAUGAAAACGAAAGUAAACAAAUUGAAUUUGGAGAAGCCGAAUUUACUCAGGGUUCGAAUUUAAAAAGGGCGCGAAAUAAUAGCCUAGAAAAUGUUUUAUAAAUGGAAGCGGGUUAUACAACAGACUUAAUAACAAUGAAGAUAUGGCACUCACUGUAACAUUUUAGGGAGUUAAAUCCUUCUGUAUGAAUUACACAGAUUCAGCAUUUAGUCACCGACUUUCUGCAAACUUUCCACGUUAAAAUGCUCGAGGGUACCACUGACAGCCGGUUAACAAUCAUUUUGGACCUUCCGCUCGUGACUCAAACGGAGAGAAAAACUUCUGAACGUGCAUUUAUUCCUGAGUUGCCAGAUCUUCUAACUCACUGGAAUUAUCUUUGAUCUUACUUGCUAUAAAAAUAUAUGACCUUAGAGGACAUUCGCUAAAUUUUGAAGACCAUGGAUCAGUCGGCAAAACCAUCCAUUGAUCGCGAGUUGAGAAAUUAAACGUCAAAAAUGUUUUCAACGUCCUGUUCACAUAGGAUCUUUACUGCUCUAUGCACAUAAUUUCUUAGAUCUAUAGCAAAGGACCAGGGAGAUUGCACGUCUGCAUACAAAGGGUUACAAGGUCCAAUUUUAA